AUGGCUGAGCCCAUCAAGAACAAGCGGCCUGACCCCGCUGCCCCCACUCCCCAAAACACACCGGCAAAUGCUGCCCCCAUCUCGUCGCACGCUCAGCAGCCCGGCAUGUCCAGCAUCAAUGAAGAGGAUCUGGACCGUGCCGCUGCUGCGUCUAUCUUCGCCAAGGACCCCCGUCUUGUGUCGCUGAUCCAGGGCCGUUUAGGCUCGCUCGUCGGCCGGUCGUCUGGUUAUAUCGAGUCGCUUCCCGCUGAGGUUAAGCGCCGUGUCGCUGGACUCAAGGGCAUUCAGAAGGAGCAUUCCAAGCUCGAGGCUGAGUUCCAGGAGGAGGUCCUGCAGCUUGAGAAGAAGUACUUUGCCAAGUUCACUCCUCUUUACGAGCAGCGUUCCGCCAUCGUAAACGGCAAGACCGAGCCGACUGAGGAUCAGGUCAAUGCUGGCGAGGAAUAUGAGGAAGAGGAGGAGGAGGGUGCCGCGAUCAAGGAGGAGAAGCCCGCCGAGAGUGCUACCAAGGUGUCUGGUAUUCCGGAGUUCUGGCUUUCGGCCAUGAAGAACCAGGUCUCCCUGGCUGAGAUGAUUACCGAUCGGGACGAGGGUGCACUCAAGCACCUGGUCGACAUCCGGAUGGAGUACCUUGACAAGCCGGGCUUCCGCCUCAUCUUCGAGUUCUCGGAGAACGAAUACUUCACCAACAAGACCAUCACCAAGACAUACUACUAUCAGAACGAGAGUGGCUACGGUGGCGACUUCAUCUACGACCACGCCGAGGGCGACAAGAUCGACUGGAAGGACGGUAUGGAUCUGACGGUCCGCAUUGAGCAGAAGAAGCAGCGCAAUAAGAGUAACUGCGGGAGAACGCCGCAGCUAACCGCCGCAGCCACCAAGCAAACCCGCAUCGUCAAGAAGACGGUUCCGACUGAGUCCUUCUUCAACUUCUUCUCCCCCCCCAAGGCUCCGACCGAUGACGAUGACGAUGCCGCUUCCGAUAUUGAGGAGCGCUUGGAGUUGGACUACCAGCUCGGAGAGGACAUCAAGGAGAAACUGAUUCCGCGGGCGAUUGACUGGUUUACUGGCGAGGCGCUCGCUUUUGAGGAGAUUGACGACGACCUCGAAGACUUCGACGAGGACGAUGACGAGGACGACGAUGACGAUGUCAGCGAGGACCAUGAUGAUGAGGAUGACUCUGAGGAGGAAGAGGACGACGGCUCCAAGCCCAAGCAGGAGCCUACUGAGUGCAAGCAAAGCUAA
Molecule: messenger RNA, 1245 nt
Organism: Parathielavia appendiculata
Lineage: Eukaryota; Fungi; Ascomycota; Sordariomycetes; Sordariales; Chaetomiaceae
Product: nucleosome assembly protein-like protein
Exons: 5
Coding region: 1-1245 (414 amino acids)
Biological process (GO): nucleosome assembly
Cellular component (GO): nucleus; chromatin
Molecular function (GO): chromatin binding; histone binding
Source: RefSeq, a predicted model, not a curated record